AACAGGGGGUGUGUGUGUUGUGUGCUCCACGUCGCGGUUUGGUGCGGUUGUCUCGUUUUUCGGCUGUUACGUGGAAGCGGCGUCCCGUCGUCCCGGCUCGAGCGGGGCUCGGCGAUAAGCGCGUGUCUAUCUCUUCUUUCUCUCUCUCUCUUCUCUGUCCGCGGCGAACCACGCGACUAAUCGUUUCGCGAAACGACGCGGUCGUCGGUCAUCGUUAAGACGGAGGAGGAGCGAGAAAAUGGCCGACAGUUGGACGCAGAGUGUUAUUUGCCGGUACUUCAAGAAUGGCGCUUGUCGUGAAGGAAACAACUGUCGGUAUCGGCAUGUGCAAGGGACUAGAAGUGACGCGAGUUCCAGUGAGGUGAUGACAACGUCCGCCGGUGGCACGAGUCACGUACCAAUUCAUUCCACCACUUGCCGCUUCUUCAAACAUGGCACGUGUAAAUUUGGCAAUCAGUGCCGUUAUCGUCAUAGUUUCGCCCAAAAUAGUACAGACAACAAUACAACAACAGAAAGCAUCACAACCAGUCAGCAUACAGUAAACUCUUUGAAAAAUAAAAAAGCCGACAAACGUACAGCCGAAGAAUGGGUCAAGGCACCUGAAUUUGUGCCCACAGCUAUACCUGGAUCAUCUACAGACGAAACAUCCUCCUCAGGGUCGUCCACGAGUACAUCAAUGCCACUUUCGUACGCUCAUGCUGUCAACCCAUCAGGCCAAGCGUCGAGCCCUGCCUUAGAACCUCUGUGCCCGUACGCAGAAACAACCGGAAUGUGUAAAAACUUGAAUUGCACAUAUCUCCACGGCAACAUUUGUGAUUUGUGUGGCUGUGCAGCUCUUCAUCCACAUAACGAGGAAUUAAGGAAGAAACAUACAAAUGCGUGUAUGAAACGACAUGAAGCGGAUAUGGAGUUAUCUUUUGCCAUUCAACGUAGCAAAGAGAAGUCCUGCGGUGUUUGUUUCGAGACCAUAAUGGAGAAAUCAUUGAAAGAACAGAGAUUUGGUAUAUUACCGAAUUGCAAUCAUUGCUUUUGUCUAACUUGCAUCAGAAAAUGGCGUCAGGCUAAACAGUUCGACAACAAAAUUAUAAGGGCGUGUCCCGAGUGUCGUGUUCCAUCGGAUUUUGUUUGUCCCAGUAUGUAUUGGGUGGACACGAAAGAAGAAAAAGAAAAACUGAUCAGAGAUUACAAAGGCGCUUUGAGCACCAAGGACUGCAAGUAUUUCAACAAAGGACGUGGCAAGUGUCCAUUUGGUAAUAAAUGUUUCUACCUUCACGCACUUCCCGACGGGACCAAGAAGGAUGUAGGCCCGCCGGUACGACAAAGGCGCAAUACCCCCGACACCGAUAUCGACAUCUUGCACCAACUGAUCUUGUGGGAUUUCCUUGAUGAAAGAGACGAUCGUUGGAUGUAUCUCGAUUUAGAAGAUAUUCCUUUCUUAUCAGAUUCUGAGGAGUCUGAUUGGUCCGAUUAUGAGCUGUCGUUCGACGGAUAAAACUAGUCGAUCGACACGUAAACUGCCUUGAUAUCACUGUUAUCAUUGCUACUCUGUUGCUACACGUUUCAUAUCUACUUCCUUUAAUUUUUACGCGCGGGUUUAGCAAAUAAGAAAAUUGUUAGGUAAUUAGCAAAGAAAAAAAAACACUUUGAGUGAUGAUUAUAAUUUAAAGACAUUUUAGCGCUAAUUUAAAAGUAAACAAAAAAAAGGAGAGAAAAGAAGAAAAAAAUGUGCGCUCUUUCCUAAAAGAACAAUUCAUAGAUAAGAGAUGUGUAAUCGGUAUAAUGGUGAAACACUUUGUUGAGUAGGUAACUUCUAUUGCAUUAUGUUUCUGUACUAUCCUGUAUAUGUGUAUGUAUAUGUGUACACGUGUGUGCGUAUGUACAUAUGCAUGUACGUGUGUGUAUAUAUAUAUAUAAAACUGAGACAUUGUUGAUAAUACUUAUUGAAAAUUCAUAUUGAAUCGAAUGCACUCGCUACAAUGAGAAGAACGUAGGUCUGAUUUGCCUCUUGGGCUAGGCGCGCACAUGUGAUUCUCCGUCGCCGCGAUUUCAAAACGAUUCAGGUCGCGGGAAGAUGCGCGCACUGACGACCAAGAGUCUCAAUUUUGGCAUUUCGAAACCUGGAUUUUUUUUACAAGUGACUCCGCUGUUAACGCUUGAAAUCCUAGAACAUACAUCUUGUGUGAGUCUGCGGGAGGAGAUCCUGUGCGUUUUUAUUCGCGUUCAAUUCUAAGACAUGCAAGUAUCGGCAUAAAUUGAAAAAAGGAAAGCAUGAAAUCGUCAUACAGGCAUAUCUCGACUUACGACGCUUCGCACAGUUCUACGGGCAGAGUUGUUGCUCCUCGGUUGUUUCUUACCCCCCCCCCCCUCCGAAUCACGUCACUCACUUCGAGGUUCUCACUUAGCGCCGUGACGCUAUCGUGCAAUAGGAGUCGCUACCUCGCGACAGCUCUCGCUAAUUCGCAAACUUGAUAAAAACCAGUUUUCUUCAGACUUCUUUUAUUUCAAUCGUCAACACAGGAGCGUUUAUGUUUUUUAUGAAAUCGCAUCAGUAAUGUCUCAAAUAAUAUCUCAACAAGAAAACGUGCAACUCUUCAUACGCAAACGACAUUGACGCCCUUGUCUGUGCAUUGUUGUCAAUUUUCAACACGGUGCUUUUCCGACUCGCGAACGUUGUCGAGUUACGACGUCCUUCUUCGGAAUCGAAGGUGACGUAACUCCGGAGUAUGCCUGGUUUGUUUACAGUCCGAGGUGUUCUUGAUUUUGAACGUUUUUGAUUGAAAAUUAUUCGAUCACAGGAGAACCGUGCGAUUUUCGCAAAAGGUGUGUGUGUUCUAGGGUAAAAAGGCAAAGAACAGCGCGAAUAAAGAAAUAUCUAUUUUAUCGUUAGCUCCGAGGUGGACAUCUGAAAGGACAAUUUUCUAAAAAAAAAAAAAACAAAAAAAAAAAAGAAAAAAAGAAAAAAACGCAGUUAUUUGUAUAAGUAUAAAAGAGAGAGAGUUUCGCAAAACUGUGUGCUACGAUUGUACAAAGCAGUAGGUUUUGUUAUAAACUGUUUGCAUAUUGUAUAUACUAUAUAUAUAUGUGUGUGUAAAAUGAUCGUUAAGAGAGUCAACUCCCCGAUCGACGCCAAGAAUUGCGACUGAACAGGACGCCAGUAAACGCACCGUUCGUUCGAUGUCAGUGUGAUGUAUCGUUUCGCGAUAAUCGCGUCGCUUGGAAAAAUAGGACAUCGGUUGCAUUUGUAUUUUUGUCACUGCGAUUAUUUAGUCGUGUGUGCGCGCACUUGUACCACAUCGCUUGUACCAUCGUUGGUCCCAUUGUUGUUUUGUUUCGCGACUGAAUAAUCGCGCGACAGAAAAUCGCGUAUGCGCGCCUAGUCUUUAUAAACUUACAUCUUUAAAUUUACAAAAGCACGAGAGAGAGACGCAUUACAGCUCUAAUAAAUAUUAUCUUCAAUUUAUACAAAAAGAAAUGAAUUCGAUGGAAAUUACCUGUGAAAGAAAAUGUCUCAACGAUGCCGAUUGUAUCCUUGUGUAUAAAAUGGCUACGAGAGAUCAACAGUUUCACUAGUAAUUGCGGUGCAUAGCUGAAAUACAAUGAAAAAAAAAGGAUUAAAUAAACGUAAAACAAAGUAGUGAGAUUUUCGUUAAAUGACACGUCGUAAUUUCGGUAAAUCACCUUCUUCGUGUGCUUCGUCACCGUGUUCUAUCGGUAUCCUGGUGAAUGUGUGUUCUAGCAACUAUUAUUAAUUCAGUGGUCCAAAUUUCAGAGUAAAACGAUCUAUAUAUGUAUAUAUACAUCGAUAUUUUUUUCCGACAUUCUUUUCCUCGUAGAGUGCAAUAUUGGUUUCUUUUUUUGUUUUUGAUUUUUGUUUUUAAUACUCGGUAACUGAUUAUUGCUAUUAAACGAUUCAAUCGAUGCAUGCAGUCUGGAGGCCAUCUAUAUUACGCAAAUCGACUUAUCAUCAAAAUUAAGCAAAAAUCGCGGUAAAAACAAAUUUUUUAGUAACUCGGCACAUCCUAAAGGAAGAAAUUGAUUUGUUUUCUUUUGUAAGAGAGAUGGGGGAAAGUACAUGAUCAGAUAUAUCAAGAUAGUUGAAAAUUAGUUUUAGUGUAAUUUUAUUAUUCUCCGGAUUAAGAGGAAGUUUUCUUUUUUUGGGUAAUGUUAGUUUAGAUUAGAUUUACUCUGUAAUUUCAAUAAAACAAUUGUCAUAUUCAACGAUAUUACAUUUUAUAUGUACUUAAUCAAUAUGUAAAAAAAAAAAAAAUUUAUUUGACAAUGUGCGUGAAAUGAGAUUUUAAAGUAAAUAUAUUAUAAAACAAUUGCAAAGAACACUACAAUUGUAUCGGAUUAAAUUAAAAAAAAAAAAACAAAAAAACAAAAAACCAAAAAAAAAUUUAUAUUUGAAUCUCCGUCGUGCACACACACACGUAGCCAAUUGUUAUCAACCAAACGGAUUACAUCCAAUAACAAAAAUUGUUUUUUCUUUUUAAGCACAAACCAUGUCAUGUGAAAAAAAAUAAUAUUAUAAUUAAUAGCUAAAAACGUUUCUUUUCAAUAUCGCUCGUGUGAUUAUAAAACUCGUCUCGAGACUCACAACACUAUUCGUAUCUACGUAUAAAAAUAGGGAAAACUGGACAACGAUGUAUUACGAUUUAUGUGAUCAGUGUGCAUUGUUAGUUCAACUUAUCACUAGUUAUCAUAUCGAAGGUACACACAUACACACACACACACACACACACACACACACACACACACACACACACACAUACACGCGCAAUUUACAACUGUUGUCCUACCUCUUGCUAUGGCUCCGCAAACCUUUAUAAUACACAUUUCUUUAAAUUAUUACAGUUGUAUAGCGUUAUAUGUGAGUAACAUGUAUUUCUAAGAGACAUAUAUGAUGAGAAAAACAAACGGUGUGUGAAGUGAAUGUGAUACAUUAUUAUGUGUAAGGAUGAUAUAUAUGUGUGUGAGAGAAUACGCCAAUUGUUUGGUAUCUGUGUAUACGUAUGGAACUGGAGAGUGCGCGAAUGGAGUAUUAAGUACGAACACAUAAAAAAAAAUCUGCGAAAAAGAGACAGAUUAUCAAUAACAUGUGGGAUUAGAAACAAAAAAAAAAUAUAAUAAAGAAACUGCUUUUCCUGAAAUUCGCACUUGUAGAUUCAAGAUUUCAGGAAACAAAUUUAGUAGGGACGCACGACGGAUUUGGAUCCACGACAUAGAGCCAUGCUGGGAAUCAUCGACGAUGUGAUUGUUUUUACACGCAUACACAUGCGCAUACACGCACAGACACACACACACACACACACGCAUACACUUUAAGGAUUUAUUUAUAACAUAUGAUAGUGAUGUCGCGUUCUCUCUCUUUCUCUUUUAACACAUUUACGCUUUGGAGAACAUAAAAAAAUUCUUCUUUAUGUAAAACGGCUAAAACUGACGAGAGACGGUACAUAAGAAAAUACCAAAGAAAUACAAUAUUUACUUUUUAGCAUUGAAUUUUAUAUGAGAAAUUCUUUAACGUUUCGUUGAUACUCAUCUCUCUAUCUCUUUAUCUUUCUCUCUCUUUCUCUCUCUUUCUCUCUCUCUCUCUCUCUCUCUCUCUCUCUCUCUCUCUUCACACUAAUAUAUAUAUAUAUAUACAUACAUAUAUAUAUAUAUUUUAACUGUAUAAUAUCAGCUGUAUAAUAUCGUGUUCUAAACAGUUCCUGCUUGCAAACCCAAUUUCAUAAUUCACGAUAGGAAGUAAUCGGUUUUUUAUAACAGUGGGCCAUCGGUAUUUGCCUUUUGAGAGUUUAUGUGAUUAUAGAGAACAAUAUAUAUCAUUUAUCGCUCUAAACAAAAAAAAAAGAUCAGGUUUCUUAAUCCUCGUCAAACAAAGCGUUUUAUCGAACCAAAUCUUCUCUGACAAUGCGGAGUAUCGUUUACAUUUUCCAUAGAAUUUUUAUGCUGUUAAUUUUAUCGAUAAUUGUUAGUGGGAAACGCUUAUUGUUACCGGUAAUGUUUAUAUAGAGCUUUCUAUGGUACGCUGUGCGUUUCGAACGGCUAUUUUUGGAACCACUUUCUUCAACAACCAUAGAUUUCCGUGGAAAAAUAAAAAUAUAUAGGUGUUUAAGCAAGUUUGAAUUGUAAAACCUCUAAUGGAAUUUAUAUCUAUGAGAAUAUAUCGAUUCUUAACUCUUAAGUCACUUAUGAGUUCGAGAAUAACGGAGUAUACACACGUAUCGUAUCAUUGUAGAAAGAAAAGAAAGUUAACUGCGUUGAAAAAAACAAAAACAGAAAAAAAAAAGCAAAAAUUAAUCGUUGUGCAUGUAUUUUUGUCACUGCCAGUUUUAUUUAUCUCAAACUAAAUGUAACUGCCGCUUAUUUGCUGCAGUGUUGUCAAACCCUAAAUGCAUAAAACGAACGAAAUAACUGUAAGACGAAGAGUCGAUGUUUGUAAAAUCGUUUAACGAUAUUCAACGUGGUUUACUUUGAAUGUUUGUUUUCGGAGUUAUUUUAAGAGAACUCUUACUUAAUUUAAAUAAAUAUACAGCGUAUAUAUAUGUACUUUAUAUGUAUGUAUUGCACAUCGUAUGUAAUGGUAUGUACAAAGUGCGGCAACUUGUACACAGUUUGUGAUACAACCGGAAAAGAGUUGAGUACAAAAUUAAGUCAAAAAUGUAAAAUAAGGUUUGUUCGUGCGAAGCUUAGUUUUCAAGAAAGAACCUUUCUUGAAUUUUGACUUUAAAUAUUAGAAAAAGUGAUAUUGUAUUUACUUCUUGUCGUUCGCUUAAUUGACCUCAGCGAGUUGUUAUACAUCAAAUGUAUUUCAAUACAUAGAAGUUUGUUGUUGUCAAUUUGAAGCAAGCGCACUCUUUCAGUUCAGUAAAUUUCAAUUUAUUGAGUGAAAUAUUCUGCUCUUCCUAAAUUAAUACAUUUAUAAUAAUUGCUAUCGCAAAAUAUUUGAUGAUAAAUAUUGUCAGAGAUAAAUUAAGCGCGACAUAACUUAAAUACGAUAUUAAUUGUAUCACACAUGUCGCACACUUUGUGUACACAAACUAUUAUUUACUUAAAGCACAUAUAUAUAAAUGUAUAUAUAAAUAUAUAUCACAUAGGUAAAUACUUACAUACUUAUACAAUUAAUUUUCGAAAGUCGUAAUAUUCUGUGUGCGAGUUUUAUUAUGUGAGAAGUUUAAGGAAAGCUAAGUUUUAUUAUAUAUAAUUUUACUUGGUUUAAGUAAUUUCAAAUUAACAAAUGAUAAAACAAUAUUUUUGAGAGGAUGCUGGAAGCCGAACUUCACGGAAUAGCGUCUUCGUUUAGAGGAAACUAAAGAGCGGUCGUUGUCUCACAUUACACAAGUGACAUUAACCAUCGAACAUGUCAGAUAUUCUGCUGGCACUUCACAUCUCAUUCUCUUUUUCAAAAAGCUUUUAAAUUCUUGUCCAAAGGUUUCAUUAUAUUCUUCUGGGUAGCGAGAGAUAAUCAUUUUGUUUAGGUUUAAACUGAGAAUUGUAUUUUUAAAUCAAAAAGUAAAACUGCAGCUCAGGUUGUUCAUCGGAAACAGUAAUCCCAAAACAAUGUCGGUCAGCAUCCUCUGAGGAUCCUUCCAAGGAUCCGCUUAUAGCAGUCGUGUUGGUUCGCGAUGUCAGAAACGAGAAAUGUCACAGGAGGAUCGAUCUCACAAUCCUCGAUUAACUUAAUCGGCCGAUUAAUCCAUCGGAAUUAACCAAUCACGAUUGACACUUGAUCGACCGAUUAGCUUAAAUCGAAGAUUAGACAAUACCGACCCUGAGGCGUUUCUCGUCGUUUCUGACGUCGUCGUGAAGCAACGUGGCUGUUGUGAUAUAAACAAACUUGAUAUUUCUAUCUCACACAUUAAAAUAAAACGAAUUAAACUGUAAACUAAAUGUACCUGUAUUAAAUUUUGUAUUAGUAAAUAGUAUUCGUUUUCUUCUUUUUUAAGAAUCCAGAUAUACGCGCGCAAUUUACAGAUUGUUAAUUGUUGUAACUGCAACAAUCUUCAUAUUACACGAAAUUCGAGAGAGAGUGUCUCGAGAACAUGUCCCUCUUUUUCUGGCUUAUUGUCCGUAUAGUACAAUAUGUGAGUCUCUAGGAUAAUAUCGUUUUUUUUUUAGUUGUAUAUCAUAGUGAACGUAUUCUCUUUCCGAUUGUCGAGUUUUUCGAAGCGUAUUAUUUAUUUUUAUCAUGUGUGUUAUAUAUUUAAAAAAAAAAAAAAAAAAAACAACUGUUGUAUGUCGAAAAAACAAGAAAAAAAACAAAAAAAAAACGCUCAAAGUCCUGCGAAAUAGGAAGAGGAUAGUGACACUUAAGUUUUUUAAGGAAGAUGUAAUUUAUACAUAUACACAAAUCGA
This is a messenger RNA of Pseudomyrmex gracilis, 8355 nucleotides long. Its product is annotated as probable E3 ubiquitin-protein ligase makorin-1. Gene Ontology annotation, biological process: protein polyubiquitination. NCBI's taxonomy places the organism in Eukaryota, Metazoa, Arthropoda, Insecta, Hymenoptera, Formicidae. Bases 239 to 1492 code for a protein of 417 amino acids. The transcript is spliced from 6 exons. The record is from RefSeq and is a predicted model, not a curated record. Gene Ontology annotation, molecular function: metal ion binding; ubiquitin protein ligase activity.